Lactuca virosa is the source of this 1104-nucleotide messenger RNA. The record is from the annotation of a GenBank genome assembly. NCBI's taxonomy places the organism in Eukaryota, Viridiplantae, Streptophyta, Magnoliopsida, Asterales, Asteraceae.
AUGCGAGGUUCGGAGAGAUGGUCAACUAAUAAUGGUCAAGACAAUGAAACUGGUAGAUGGUUUCCUCGUCUUCGUGAGAUCUCUAUAGCAUACUGUGGGAGACUAGAAGAAGUAUCAAUUGGAUUGAUACCAUCACUUCGGGUUUUAAAGAUAGAAGAAUGUUCCGAAGAGGUGCUAAGAAGCAUGGUUAGUGUGUCUUCAUCACUUGUUGCAUUGAGCCUUUCGAAUGUUGAAGGACUUACUCAACUACAUAGAGAAAUUUUAAUGCAGCUUCGGUCAGUUGAAAAUCUCAACAUUGAAUAUUGUCAUGGACUUAGACACUUGUGGCCGGAGCAAGAAUGGAAGACAUGCAAGAUUUUUCCAAGUUUACAAACGUUGGAGGUAAGUCAUUGUACAGAGUUGGUGUCAUUAGGAGAUAAAGAGAUAAUUAAUAUGGGGAGUAUGAGUAUCAUGGAAUCAAUUAAAGAAGUGAUGAUUGUUCCAAAUUUUGUAAUGGAGAGUUACACUUGUCCACGUAGUGUUGAGAGGUUACGACUCUUUCAAUGUAGUUCAAUGACAUCCUUCACCUUCUCAACAUGGCAGGAGCACCCCCACCCCACUCCAGAGAAAGGUUUUGGCUUUCUUCAAUUUUUUUGUCUAAGAUAUCUUCAGAUUGGUGAUUGCAAGAAUCUAAAGUCGUUUCCUCAUGAGCAUUUGCAAAGUCUCACAUCUUUGGAAGAACUGUUUAUGCGAGAUUGUCCAAGUUUGGAUUACUCAUUUCCUUGUGGGUUGUGGCCUCCUAAUUUAAGUAUCCUAUCUAUAGGUCGCCUAAAUAAACCCAUGUCAGAGUGGGGCCAUCAGAAUUUUCCAACAUCAUUGGUUAAACUAAGCUUAUAUGGCCAAAAUUCAGGAGUGGUUUCACUUGCAGUGGCAAAAUAUAUGAGGAAUACCACUGAUUCAUCAUCUUUUCUUCUUCCACCAUCUCUAGUUUCUCUAGAACUUGAAGGUUUUAUGGAUGUAGAAUCACUUUCAGAGGUCUUACAACAGCUACCAUGUCUUAAACAUCUUGAUAUUUCAUCAUGCUCAAAGCUUAAAGAUCUGCCUGAGACAACUUCUACCCUAUAA